UUGGGAUCAGUCUUUGGGACGCGCGGUUGCCGUAAAGAUCGUGGCGAAGUACUGUUCUAUAUCUUAAGUUUCGCGAGCCUCUGUUUGUGAUAGGCCGCCUCGUCGAAACUAAAAUCGGAGCUCCUCAAUCGCGGUGGACGUCAGUCGCAGAGCGGACCUUUAAGCGAUCGGAGCCAAACGGAAUACUGCAAACCGCUUCGCCAUGCUGCCCAUCAUCAUCCGCCGUAAUCUUAUCGCCGUGUUCGCUUUCGGCCUGUGCGUCUGUCUCGGUUUUGGCCCUUGUCCGGCGGAAUCACGCACCCGGCCGAAGAAUCUGGUAGACCGAAAGCUGAUGACGCUCUACGGCAGCACGCCCCACGUGGAGGCUCUUCUGGGUCCCGGAAGACCCACUCCGGACACCUACAAGACCCUGCGGAACGCCUUCUUCCGGUACGAGGAGUCCCGAUCCCUCGGCUACGACCUGGAGCUCACCGAGCGGGAGAUCAGGGCCAACGAGACCAUCAUGAAGGCCAAGCUGAACGAGUACGGAGAGGGAUUGGUCACCCCGCACCUCUUCAAACCCGCCCAGCACAUCUUCGACGUUUUGGAUGGCAUCCGGAACACGGAUCUCUUCGCGCUCCUGAAGAAGAUGCCCAAGGGAGCCGUGCUCCACGCCCACGACACCGCUCUCUGCAGCACCCAGGCGAUCCUGGACCUGACCUACUACGAAAACUUGUGGUCCUGCCAGCAGGAGGAUGAUCUUGGCGCUACGGCGUUGAGGUUUUCCCGGGAUCCGCCAGCUGAACUGACAAGCUGCAAUUGGACUCUGCUGUCUGAUGUGAGGACAAAGUACGGACCAAGCAAAGUCGAUGAGUACCUGGCCGAGCGACUCACCCUGUACCCAACCAAGAAGUUCGAGGACAACAACGCCGCCUGGUCCACUUUCAUGGAGAUCUUCGGCCUGCUCGAUGGCUUGGUGAUGUACGCCCCCGUCUGGGCGGACUACUACUACGCUGCUCUCAAGGAGUUCUACGACGACGGAGUACUGUACUUGGAGUUCCGCUCCCUGGUUCCCACGCUCUACGACUUGGAUGACACUGAGUUCACGCCAAUGGAUACAGUGCGCAUUUAUGUGGAGACCCUGGAGAAGUUCAAGGAGGAUCAUCCGGACUUCAUUGGUUCCCGCAUGAUCUACGCACCCAUUCGCAACACGGAUUCGGAGGGAGUAGCUGCCUACAUUAAAACACUGAUAGAGAUCAAGAAUAAAUACCCCGACUUCGUGGCUGGUUUUGAUUUGGUGGGCCAAGAGGAGAUGGGUCGACCCUUGAGGGAGUUCAUUGAUGAACUGUUGACCAUUCCCGAGGAUAUUGACUUUUACUUCCACGCUGGCGAGACGAACUGGUUCGGUGCCUCCGUGGACGAGAACCUGAUCGAUGCCAUUCUGCUGGGCACAAAGCGCAUUGGCCAUGGUUUCGGGUUGGUCAAGCAUCCCGUGGUGCUGGACAUGCUGAAGCGACUGAACGUGGCCAUCGAGGUGAACCCGAUUUCGAACCAGGUGCUCCAGCUGGUCACGGACUUCCGCAACCACCCGUGCUCGCACUUCUUCGCCGACGGCUAUCCCGUGGUCAUCUCCUCGGACGAUCCCUCCUUCUGGAAGGCCACUCCUUUGACGCACGACUUCUACAUCGCCUUCCUGGGAAUCGCCUCGCAGCACUCCGACCUGCGACUGCUCAAGAAGUUGGCCUUGAACUCGAUCCAGUACAGCUCGCUCACGGGAGACGCACAGUUCGAGGCUCUGGAGAAGUGGCAGGUGAAGUGGGACCAGUUCAUCGCCGACGUGAACGAGGAGGCCUCCAAUCGGGGAUCCCCCGGCCAGCGGAUCGAUUGACUAGCACGGGUGGUGGCAGCGCUGCUGGUCGCGAUCUCUCUGAUGACCUCUAACCUUCGGCGCUAGUCGGCAGAAACCCCCUCCUCCUCCUGCUGCUCCACCCCUCCAAACUCCAACUCGAUCUUCAGUUGCAGCAGGUCAAACGCAUCGCAUCCUCAUCCAGCCCACAUCCUCAAAAUGUAACCAAUUGUUGUAAGCUAAUUGUUAUGGACUAGUCCCUAGUUAGAAAUAGGCUAAUACUUCUCUGUAAACCCCUGAGAUUCUGUGCCACGCAACGUGAAACGGUGGAAAGCUGAAGUCCUAUCCAGUCGCCAAAGAACCCGAAAGCAAUAAAGAACCCGUUUUAGCCGUAGCCGAAAUAAGAGUGCCUGCAAUUUAUGUUCCCAGCUCAAAGAAGCCUGAGCGUAAUCGUAAUGAGUUGGCCAGCCAAGCGAUUUCCAAUCCCCUUAGAGAUGACAGCGUGAAGUAAAAUAUUGAAAACUCUUCUUGAGAAAAAGAAAUGUUGACCUAGGAUACUUAAUGAAAAUAUAGAGACAGAUGGGAAACUUCUGUAGUCAAAAUCUUGGUGUCAAUGCAAUUUUCUACUGCUUUUAGGAGGGAAUUUUUCAAAACCAACUAAUAAAUUCGACGGUGUGAUGUUAUGUGUAAAGUAUCUAAGUGUUUCUGAAUAAAAUGGUUGGUUGAACUUACCUAAAGUUUAAGUAAAAUCAUCAAAA
This is a messenger RNA of Drosophila ficusphila, 2583 nucleotides long. It is a transcript of the gene Adgf-A, whose product is annotated as adenosine deaminase 2-A. The coding region runs from base 203 to 1867 and encodes 554 amino acids. Gene Ontology annotation, molecular function: adenosine deaminase activity. Lineage: Eukaryota; Metazoa; Arthropoda; Insecta; Diptera; Drosophilidae. The transcript has 4 exons. Gene Ontology annotation, biological process: inosine biosynthetic process; adenosine catabolic process. The record is from RefSeq and is a predicted model, not a curated record.